Molecule: messenger RNA, 2788 nt
Organism: Magallana angulata
Lineage: Eukaryota; Metazoa; Mollusca; Bivalvia; Ostreida; Ostreidae
Product: N-acetylglucosamine-6-phosphate deacetylase-like
Exons: 10
Coding region: 188-1960 (590 amino acids)
Biological process (GO): N-acetylglucosamine catabolic process
Molecular function (GO): N-acetylglucosamine-6-phosphate deacetylase activity
Source: RefSeq, a predicted model, not a curated record
AGAGGAAAGCAAGUGUCAAUUCGCGGAAAAUGAAGUGUGUUGGCCUUCAUAUUACAUGCUCGUUCCUGGAAAACGUUAUUUUUAUAUCCGGGAAAGACUAGAGAAAAGGCCAUUAUUUUUCAUUUGUCGGCCACAUUCUACUGUUUUUGAUGUGAAAGAGUUUUGGCAUCCAAGAUCUUAGGUGUGUAUGGUUACAUCGAAAUAUUAUAUAUACUCCAUGGAGAUACAGCAUACAGAAACCAAUAGAGGAAACAAGGCUAUCAUUGUUGAUGGAUACGUCUACCGCAAAACCAAUGUUCUCAAAAACGGUAACGUCGUCUACACGUGUAGUGUGUCCAAGAACUGCAAGAAAACGGUCAUAACAGACGAAGAGGGCGAUUCUAUCGUGAAGGUUAGAAAUCAGCACAGCUGCAAAACAGAACCUAGUUUUAAAAAGGCAGAAGCAAGACAACUCCGAGUGCGUCUCAGAAAACAGUGUCGAAAAUCUAAUGUGAGCCCAGUUGUGUUGGUCAAGUCAGAAUUGGCCCAUGUAGAAGAAAAGAGUUUGGAGGAGAAAGACAUUAAAAAUGCUGCUAUGUCGCUAUUCAGGCAUUAUCAGAAAACAAAUUCUUUCUCUCCAUCUCAUCUGCCCUCAGAAGAGACCAAUAGUUUCCGAGAUGUGGGUGAGGAAAUGUACAGCGAGUCCCAGCAAACCAGCUUAAUCAAACAAAUGGCCGAGGAAACGGGGUCAUCUCUAUAUAUGGGAGAAGGAAAAAUGAACAAUUCAGGCAAACUCUUCAAGUACAUGAACUGUCGUCUAAUCCGAGAUGGUGACCUAAUCGAGGAUGAUCUGUGGGUGAGGGAUGGCAUUAUUGUCAACCCUGAGUAUAUUUUCUUCUCAGAAAAAGUCACAGCAGAUGUGACUGUGGAUUGUGAUGGUGCUAUUUUGUGUCCUGGAUUCAUAGAUGUUCAAAUCAAUGGGGCAUUAGGUGUAGAUUUUUCAGUAAAUACAGAUAACAUUGAAGAGGGAGUGGCCAAAGUUGCAAAAGGCAUACUGGAGCAUGGGGUGACUUCCUUCUGUCCCACCAUUGUCACCUCCAGUGAAAGCACCUACAAACAGAUAGUUUCCAGAGUAAAGAAGAAGAACGGAAGUAAAGAAGGGGCUGGUGUUCUGGGUUUGCAUCUAGAAGGUCCAUUUAUAAGUAAGGAAAAGAAAGGAGCUCACGAUGUGAACUUGAUUCAGACAUUUGACAAUGGCAUGGUCGAUCUAACCAAAAUCUAUGGAGAAGAUCUGACUAAUGUUGCCAUAGUUACACUGGCACCUGAGUUGGCCAAAUCAGGGGAAGUUAUCAAAGAAUUGGUCAAAAGAGGGAUUAAAGUUUCUGUGGGUCACUCCGUAGCAAAUUUGAUACAAGGAGAGGAAGCAGUACUUCAGGGAGCAACGUUCAUAACACAUUUAUUUAAUGCUAUGUUACCAUUCCACCAUCGUGAUCCGGGUCUGAUCGGGUUGUUAACCAGUAAAAAAGUUCCAACAGAUGUCCCGUACUAUGGUGUCAUUUCAGACGGAAUCCACACCCAUCCAGCGGCUCUUAGGAUUGCACACAGGGUUGACCCAAAAGGAAUGGUGCUUGUGACGGAUGCAAUAGCAGGCGCUGGACUUCCUGAGGGAGAACACAGAUUUGGGUCGCAGACAAUGGAGAUCAAGGGUAACCGAGCAGUCAUCAAGGGAACACAGACACUUUGUGGAAGUAUAGCAACCAUGGACAUGUGUGUUCAGCAUCUCAGAAAAUCAACACUCUGUGGUACUGUAAGGGCCCUGGAAGCUGCCUCACUCCACCCCGCCAAACUUCUGGGAAUCUCGGACAAGAAGGGAACCCUGAACUUUGACUCUGAUGCAGACUUCAUUGUGCUGAAUGAUGACCUGGUAGUCUUGGCAACCUACAUAGCUGGGGAAUGUGUUUGGAGCAAAGCCAAAAUUUGAUCAUAGAAUACUGCACUACUUACAAUGUAUCUGCUUAAGGAUCAGCUUUUGUUCACUGUUGUACAGUCGCUAGUAUGAUAUGUAUCAGGUAUUUAUAGUUCUAGUCUUUAUUAUAACCAACACUGCCUAUAUUUUUAUAUGAGGUUGAUAUUUUUUGUUUUCUAUACUCUGUCCCAAGAUAUCCUCGAUUCACAUUUUGCUUAAAUAUUCAAUAUAUGUAAAUACCUAAAAAGGGUUCUAACGAUGUUCAUUAAAAAGUAUGAAUAAUUUCCAAGAUUUCUCCUUUGAAAUGACCCCUCUAGUUUAUCAGGUUUCAAUACAUGGCUAAAAAAUGAAAUGUCUACAGGGAUUUUGUAAUGCAACAAACCCAGAUGAUAACGUUGAAAAAUUAUGCAAGGUAUUCUGAGUGACUUCCAAAUGGAAAAAAGAUGUAAACAUUCACUAUUAUAAUCUUUGUUACAUAAAUUAGAAAUCAGUUUUAGUUCUUGUGAAUUUUUCCAAGUAAAAAUUAAUAAUGUGUGGAUGAAAUUAUCUUGGAUAUUUUCCCUUUCAUUUAUUUCAGUUGCAGUUCUUUCAAAGCUCUGGUGAAUUUUUAUUAAAAAGCAUCCAAAGGUGCUGCAUGAAUAUUGUAUAACCAGCAAUUUUCGCUUUUUUUAUGAUCACUUUUAAAUUGCAAAUUAUUGAGUACGCAGAAAUCAUAUCCUGUAUUAUUUUCUAUAUGAAACUUUUCAAACCGCAAAAAAAAAAACCUGACGCAAAUUAAAAAUCUUACACAUUUCACCCAUUUUUGCAAAUUUUGCGACACACGAAAAAAACUAAUAAUCUUCG